Messenger RNA from Microplitis demolitor, 1212 nucleotides. RefSeq lists its product as uncharacterized. The transcript is spliced from 4 exons. The record is from RefSeq and is a predicted model, not a curated record. The coding region runs from base 97 to 588 and encodes 163 amino acids. Lineage: Eukaryota; Metazoa; Arthropoda; Insecta; Hymenoptera; Braconidae. Gene Ontology annotation, biological process: transposable element silencing; germ-line stem cell division.
CGUUUUCUGGUUAUUUACAAAUGGCGGCCAUCAUACCGGUGCCCGGCUCAAGUUAUUGCUACUGGAUUUGAAUUCUAAAAUAUAAAUUAAUUAACAAUGAAUCCAGCGCCAUUAAAAAAUCGAGCAUUGACACCCAAAAUUUUGUGGUAUCAAGACGACGGCUCCAUUGUCUUCAGAAUAAUGUUAAUUGACAUUGAAAAGUUUUAUCUAGAUGUUGAUUUGGAACACAUGAAAUUCAGUACGAUUCAUAAUGACAAAAAUUAUUACUUGUGUCUGUAUUUCUUUGGAGCUGUGGUACCUGAAAAAACUUCGGUGACUAAUUUGGGACGGGAAUUUCAGAUUAGAAUACCAAAGGCUUUUAAAUUUCUCAAAUGGCCGAGAUUAGAACUGAGUAAAUACAGAAACCCGCAGAUAACUAUUGAUAAAGAAAAAUUUGAAGAAACUGAAUGGAUGAUUAGAACGAUAAACCGUCCACCGUGGGACGAUUUUGAAGAAUACAAGCGACAGAAUAAUAUUACAAAUAUUAAACCAGGAGAUGAUAGUGAUGAUGAAUCAGAUGAUGACAGAGAUUAUGUUCUUAGUGAUUAAUUCACUAGAAAGUAAAGCGAGUAGAUUUGAACUUUGAAGUGGUUCAAAUUUAAAUUGUAUCACGGACAAUUAUAAAACAAACAAUUGAAAAUUUUAAGCGGUAAACAGCGCAAGUGCAAUUUUCAUUUAAUUAAGUUCAUUGUUUUGCGUACUAAUUAGUGCUGUGCUCACUAUUGACAAAUAGAAGUUAUUAAGCUCAUUAAAUUUUUAUAUUACACCAUUCUAAAUUAUAAUUGUUGAGAGCGCUCUACUUUCAUUGGAAAUUUUUCACUGGGCCGCUCACAUCAAAUCAUAUUUACAUUUUUCAAUUAAUUUUUUCUAUAAACAAAUUUCCAUAUUCACAAAAAAAUGUCAAUCAACUCACUUUACUUUCCAGGUUAAUUAUUUCAAAGGAAAGUUGAAAAAAAAUAUUAAAAAAUUAUGUUGUUAUAAAUGACAAUUUAUUUAUAAUUUAUUUAAAUGUAUUAUUUAUAAAUAAAGCAGGGGUCUGCGAAUAGUUCGAACUUACGAAUCAUCGAAUCAAACAAUUCGAAUUAUCCGUAAAUUUUUGUACGAUUUAAAAUUCUAAUAAUUCAAAUUUUAGUCAGAGGUAAAUAGAACUCAGACACAAAUCUACGAAAAAAU